CGGCGAUUGGAAGUGAGUCGGACGCUGCCCAGUGGGCUCGUCUACCCGGCAGCUUGGGUCGCAGAGCUGGAGCUGCGAGUGGCACAAUUGGGCGCGGGGGGGAAAGGCGGGGCGAGCUAGUUGCUCCGGGUUACAGAAACGAUGUUGAGCGUGGCGAUUGGCUAGAUGACUGCGCAGGCGGCGAGCCGCGAUGGCGAUGAGUUGGGGAACCGGACGGAGUGUGGUGUUUGUCACCGGCAACGCGAAGAAGCUGGAGGAGGUGACCCAGAUCCUCGGGGACUCCUUCCCGUAUAAGCUGGUUGCAAAGAAGAUAGACCUGCCAGAGUACCAAGGGGAGCCCGAUGACAUUUCUAUCAAGAAGUGCCAGGAAGCAGUUAAGCAGAUCCAAGGACCAGUUAUAGUAGAAGACACUUGUUUGUGUUUCAAGGCUCUUGGGGGACUUCCAGGGCCAUAUAUAAAAUGGUUCCUAGAAAAGUUACAACCAGAAGGUCUCUACAAGCUAUUAGCAGGAUUUGAAGAUAAGUCUGCUCAUGCUGUCUGCACCUUUGCCUUCAGCAGUGGAAAUCCAGAAGACCCAGUGAAGCUAUUCAAAGGCCAGACAAAUGGGCAAAUAGUCAAUCCAAGAGGGCCUAGAGACUUUGGAUGGGAUCCUUGCUUCCAGCCAGAGGGUUAUGAUCAGACGUUUGCUGAAUUACCCAAGUCUGUGAAGAACUGCAUCUCUCAUCGAUACAAAGCCCUGAAAGAGCUGUCCAACUAUUUUGUUCAACAAAACAACUCAACAAAGUCCACAUCUGGUUCUAGUUAGCCUGCAGGGAUCUUCAGUGGGAUAUUGUGGCUUUUGUUGAAAAAUGAAAUCAAUGUUUACUUGUCUGCAUAGAUCAAAUCUAAUAAAAUAACCCUCUUUAAAGAUA
Molecule: messenger RNA, 911 nt
Organism: Pogona vitticeps (central bearded dragon)
Lineage: Eukaryota; Metazoa; Chordata; Lepidosauria; Squamata; Agamidae
Gene: ITPA
Product: inosine triphosphatase
Biological process (GO): nucleoside triphosphate catabolic process
Cellular component (GO): cytoplasm
Molecular function (GO): nucleoside triphosphate diphosphatase activity
Source: RefSeq, a predicted model, not a curated record